GCCAUCCAUGAAGUGAUGGAUGACUUCAACAUAUGAUAUGAAUGUAAUUGUUAUGAAGUGAGUCAUUGAUUGGCAAUCGUCAUGUCAUUUGGUUGACCAUUAAGUCUUGUCAAUGGAUUUAAGCCGAAAAUUGAGUCUCAAGUCAUUCAUCCGACAGAGCUCAUCUGGAGGUUUAUCAAGUGGUCAUUCAUAUCAAACUACAAAUACCAAGAAAGAUGCCAUAGAUUUGCCAUUGAAUGAGCUCAGGAAGGAUGAGUUCGUCAACAACUAUAUGAAAGAAAAGUCCAGCAGAGAGUCAAACUCGGAUCCAAUGAAUAUAUGCAAUCCGGACAUCGAGUCUGAAAUACUUGAAUGUAUUGAAGAUAAAUACUAUGAAGAUAUUACUGAUCCAUAUAUGGCUGAGCAGCUAAUCUUUGACGACUUACCUAAAGAGUUGAAUUUAAGUUAUUUGAUUGAACAGAAAACUAAACUUAAGAAACAAUUAAUUGUUGUGUCAAAGAAAGUAUCGGAUCUGAUAUUGAAAAAUGAAACAAAAUAUAARACAGAAUUAGAAAGAGUGACCAAAUUGCAGACCGGUCUCAGCGAUGCCAUCAAAGUGUGUACAUCGGGUCGCAAACAGCUGGACUGUUCAAAGUGUAAGUUUACUUGUGUUGGACUCGGAAUAGUUGCCUCAUAUCGACGCCGAGAAGUCUUAAAAUCACUAUUAAAAGCUUUGCAAACCAUCAAAACAUUACAAGAAACUGAUGUACGAUUGCGUGAACUUCUUGAAGACGAUGAAGACUAUACGGGAGCCAUACAAUUGUAUCUCGAGUGCCAUAAAGUGGUUUCAAGUCUUAAACAUUAUAACUGUAUCAGUGAAUUGAAUACUAAACUACAGGACACACUUGAGAUGACUGAAGAGCAGAUUGAUGUGGCGCUCAGUAAGAUGUGUCUUACAUUUAAUAAAGAUGUAUACAUUAAGAUUAUGUGCGCCUAUAACUUAUUGGGCAAAAUUCAGACAGCUAUGGAUCAAUUGGUGAUGCAUUUUGCCGGUGCCAUACAUAACAAAGCAUUCAGUAUUGUUUUAGGUUAUGUCGAGCUCUUUGCCAACAAUACCAAUGCCAACACUAACGCUCAGAAUUAUCAUAAGAGACAAUACAAUGAAUUAUGUAAAUGUUUGACAACUGAUAGCUUCUUGGCGUGUCUUACAGAUCUUUGCAAAGCUCUUUGGGAUAUUAUGUCAAACUAUUAUCGCAUACUAUUGUUUCAUAGAGAGGAUGUCACGGCAUUCAGUGAUAAUAUUGUCUAUAAUAUCGGCGCUGAAAAUAUAGAGUUUGAUAAAGAGUUUGUAAUUCAAAAGUUAGAGCACGGGUUGGGUCGCAUUUGGCAAGACGUACAGCAAAAAGUCAGAAUUUUAAUACAGAAUCAUAACCUGGCGUUUCAUAAUUUCGACGAAUUCAUCAAAAUUCUUGGUGUCACCGAAAAAAUGAUUGAAAUCGGCGAAGAAUUUUGUGGCAAUACAUCCGAAGACAUUCAAAAUUCUAUACAUAAACAAACUAUUAAUUAUUUUCAAAACUAUCACAAGUCUUGUAUGUCUGAACUAAAAGUAUUUCUUGAAAACGAAAUUUGGACUCUUUGUUCUGUACCUGACUUUAGUUUAAUUGAUUUAAAAGAGUUUCACUUUUUACGAACACAACUUCCAUCACAAAAGCUGACACUAUCACCAAACUCAUCGCCCACUAAACGACAAAAGUAUUAUUUUUCAAAACAUUUUCUUCAAUCAAAUGAUAAAUUAAAGACACCAUUUGAUACCGAUGAUGAUGAAGAAAUCGAUAGCAUCGAAGUAGCUAUAAAUUCAUCACAACAUAUCAAUAAUGAAGAUAACGAUAUGGAAAACAAUUGCCGGAAGUUGUCUAAUGGUCAGUGCAAUGAUAAUAUGACUAUCGGUGAACCAAUUAUGACAAAUACCACUUUAAAUGUGUUGCGUUUGUUCGGCAAAUAUAUACAAAUGAUGUCAAUCUUGCGUCCGAUUGCUUUCGAUGCGAUGAUCUGUUUGUUUCAAUUGUUUGAUUAUUAUUUAUAUGUUGUCUAUAAGUUCUUCGCCAGAGAUAUGCUCAUUAUGUCCGACAGUUCACUCGCUAAUGAAAUGAAAAUAACGCUCAAACGUAUUGCCGAUGAUUUGCUGAUCAGUGAUAAAUUGGACACAAACGCCGAAUCACAUAACAAUAAUAAUGUUAACAUUAAAUAUGAGACUCCAGUGCUUUCAUCACUUGUUAACAUGUCUUCACCAGAAACUCUUUAUGGUUUAGCUGAAAGAGUGGUAGCGGUUGAGUCUCUUGUGGUUUUGUCGACACAAUUUAAGUAUUUACAACCAUAUCUCGAUAGUCUCUUAACCAGUGAUAAAAAACAUCAUUUAAAUCAUUAUUUUAAUAAUGUUGUUUCAAUUGCUAGUGAUUUACGUAAACCUAUUUAUAUGUGGGUGACUGUCAAGUGUGUCCAAUACGAGCACAUCGUGUCACUGAUGGCCACAACUCAGUGGAAUAUAAGAGAAAUACUUUCGAUGCAUAACUCAUACGUCGAUCUCUUAUUACGUGAACUUCAGAUUUUUAGUAUGCGUUUGAAUCAAGUAUUUGAUAAACAAUUAAAUGGCCGACAAAUACCCAAAGAUGUAUAUAACAUAUUAUGGGAUCAAAUAUUACGACUUUCUAACAGAACAUUCGUUGAAGGUUUUUCACAGUCCAAGAAGUGCUCCAAUGAAGGUCGGGCUCUCAUGCAACUAGAUUUUCAACAAUUCUUGACAAAAGUCGACAGUUUGACAACAAUUAAACCAAUUCCUGAACGAGAACUCGUAGAAGAGUUUAUCAAAGCUUUUUAUCUGACAGAGUCAGCACUCAUUGAAUGGAUUAAAACCAGAAAAGAGUAUAAUCCUAAACAAAUACAUGGAUUAGUUAAUUGUAUAACAAAUGAUAAUAAGAAAAUGAGAUCAAGAAUUUUACAAGAAAUCGAUUGCAAUCCUUAA
Messenger RNA from Oppia nitens, 2998 nucleotides. RefSeq names its product syndetin-like (gene Vps50). Gene Ontology annotation, biological process: endocytic recycling; retrograde transport, endosome to Golgi. The record is from RefSeq and is a predicted model, not a curated record. Gene Ontology annotation, molecular function: SNARE binding. The transcript is spliced from 4 exons. Gene Ontology annotation, cellular component: EARP complex. Bases 113 to 2998 code for a protein of 961 amino acids. NCBI's taxonomy places the organism in Eukaryota, Metazoa, Arthropoda, Arachnida, Sarcoptiformes, Oppiidae.